Heterostelium album PN500 is the source of this 789-nucleotide messenger RNA. RefSeq lists its product as uncharacterized. The record is from RefSeq and is a predicted model, not a curated record. Bases 1 to 789 code for a protein of 262 amino acids. NCBI's taxonomy places the organism in Eukaryota, Evosea, Eumycetozoa, Acytosteliales, Acytosteliaceae. The transcript has a single exon.
AUGGAUCAGCAACAACAACAACAACAAAAUAAUAUUGUUAAUACUAGUACAAAUAAUAAUAAUAAUAAUAAUAAUGAGAGAGUAGUAGAUGAUUUUAGAAAUACAAUGCUUAAAGGUAGAUUUUUGAAAAUCUACGAUCGGAUUCUAGGUUCCAAUAAUAUCUGUAUCAUAUGUGGUGAAUCUUACAAUAGUAUGAAUUUUCAUCAACACUACACUAUUUGUUCGGGUCUUAUUCCAAAGUUGAUGCAACUCGCAAUUGAAUAUGAAAAGAAGAAGGGUUAUAUUGAUGUAUCUUAUCUAAAUGAUUUUGCUGGUUUGUCAAUUAACAACAACAAUAGUAUAAUAAAUAAUAACAAUAUAAGUAAUAAUUUUAAUAAUGUAUCAUCAACAUUAUCAUCAACUUCAACAACGUCAACUACAUCUCCUCCAACACAAAUACCAAAUAAUUCUUUAUCUGCAUCUUUUACACCUGCAACUCCUACUUUAACUGGUUCUUCUUCUACCUCAACAUCUACCGUUAAUAAUAGUAAUAGUAAUAGUUCUGCAUUGUCAGCAUCGAUGACACCACCAUUAUCUUCAUCACCUUCAUCCUCUAUUAAUAUGGCUGGUUCCAAUCCAAUGCACAGAAUGUCACCACAGCAACAACAACAACAACAACAGCUAUUACAAUUAAAAUCACAACAACAGUUUCUAUUACAACAACAACAGUUAUUACAACAGCAACAGCUGCAGCAACAACAACUUCAAUCACCAUCUAUUACAACACCAUCUUCACCUUCACAACAAUAA